Molecule: messenger RNA, 1098 nt
Organism: Bemisia tabaci
Lineage: Eukaryota; Metazoa; Arthropoda; Insecta; Hemiptera; Aleyrodidae
Product: zinc finger matrin-type protein 2
Biological process (GO): mRNA splicing, via spliceosome
Cellular component (GO): spliceosomal complex; U4/U6 x U5 tri-snRNP complex
Molecular function (GO): zinc ion binding; nucleic acid binding
Source: RefSeq, a predicted model, not a curated record
UUCUAACCUCAAAACUUCGUUGAUCGACCUGAAAAAUAUGUUCUGCUUCUGCUCGUAAUUUUAGGGAUUAGAGGAAGUUAAAGUUGCAGUUUUUUUUCUUUUCAGAUCAUUUCCUAUCUUUUCUUUUUCUGCUAUUUUCAUAGUUUUGUGUCUUUUCCUUCAUUUGUGCAGUUUUUAGUCAUUUCAAUGGCUUCAAGUUCCAGUAGUAAAGUGGAAGACCACAGGCGGAAGUGGGAUGCCGACGAGUAUGAGAGAAUCGCUGCCAGCCGCCUUCAAGCGGAACUUGAAGCCCAAGAAAAAGCCACCAGCAAGCAACCUGCAGUCCGCAGAGAACUAUUGAAACAGAGAGAUUAUCGAAUUGAUCUUGAAUCGAAGCUGGGGAAAAGUGUUGUCAUCACCAAAAAUACCCCAUCUUCGCAAACUGGAGGGUAUUAUUGUAAUGUCUGUGACUGUGUUGUAAAAGACUCAAUAAACUUCCUUGACCAUAUCAAUGGAAAGAAACAUCAAAGAAAUCUCGGAAUGUCCAUGCGAGUUGAGAGGUCUUCCCUGGAUCAAGUCAAGAAGAGAUUUGAAAUCAACAAGAAGAAAAUGGAAGAGAAGAAGAAAACUUAUGAUUUAGAAUCGCGAGUCAAGGAACUAAAAGAGGAGGAAGAAAAGUUGAAGGAAUACAAAAAGGAUAAGAAGAAGGAAAGAAAAAGAAAACUGAAUGAUACAGAUUUUGCCGAUGAGAGUGAAGAACAGUCAGAGCUAGCGUCAAUAAUGGGAUUUUCAGGUUUUGGUGGCAGCAAAAGAUAAAUGCAUUGGAGCAGACAUUGAUUAAAAUUGUGAAUUUUUGUAAAUAUUGAACAUAUAAAAAUUUUAGAUGUUAGUUUUGUGACCAUAAUUAUUGUAAACUGUUCUCAUGUUCUUAGAUUUCAACUAUGAUUAAAAGCGUAUCAAAGGUGAAAGUGUUUUUUUUUAUAUCAUGAACAAAUAGUUACUGUGAAGUCAAACUUUUUACGAAACAUUUUGUCGUUGAGGUGCAACAUUAUGAUAGCCUAAUUUCUUUGCUUCAUUUCUGUAUCAGAUCAUGAAUAAUACUUUGGUUUAUUUUCAGAA